GCUCUGGGCCGCGCUCCUCGCUCGCCCUCGGACUCGGCUCCCGUUGCGAGCGGCCGCCCUCCCCGCGCACCGCGCUCAGCGCCCACCGCCGGGCUCUCCGCGCCGGACUCAGUACCUCGGCUCCCCGGGGCCGGACCGAGGCCGCAAGCAGCGCCGCGGGGUGUGGGGCGGACCCAGGAGAUGAAAUGACAACGUCAACCCUCCAGAAAGCCAUUGAUCUGGUGACGAAAGCCACAGAAGAGGACAAAGCCAAGAACUACGAGGAGGCGCUGCGGCUGUACCAGCAUGCGGUGGAGUACUUCCUCCACGCCAUCAAGUAUGAGGCCCACAGCGACAAGGCCAAGGAGAGCAUUCGAGCCAAGUGCGUGCAGUACCUAGACCGGGCUGAGAAGCUGAAGGAUUAUUUACGAAGCAAAGAGAAACACGGCAAGAAGCCAGUCAAAGAGAACCAGAGUGAGGGCAAGGGCAGUGACAGUGACAGUGAAGGGGAUAAUCCGGAGAAGAAGAAACUGCAGGAACAGCUGAUGGGUGCCGUUGUGAUGGAGAAACCCAACAUACGGUGGAACGACGUGGCCGGGCUGGAGGGGGCCAAGGAGGCCCUCAAAGAAGCUGUCAUUUUGCCAAUCAAAUUCCCACAUUUGUUCACAGGCAAGCGCACCCCCUGGCGGGGGAUUCUGCUGUUCGGACCCCCUGGCACAGGGAAAUCCUACUUGGCCAAAGCCGUGGCAACAGAGGCCAACAACUCCACCUUCUUCUCUGUGUCCUCCUCAGACCUCAUGUCCAAGUGGCUGGGGGAGAGUGAAAAGCUGGUCAAGAACCUGUUUGAGCUGGCCAGGCAGCACAAGCCCUCCAUCAUCUUCAUCGACGAGGUGGAUUCCCUCUGCGGAUCCCGAAAUGAAAAUGAGAGCGAGGCCGCCCGGAGGAUCAAAACGGAGUUCUUGGUCCAGAUGCAGGGGGUGGGGAAUAACAAUGAUGGGACUCUGGUUCUUGGAGCCACGAACAUACCAUGGGUGUUGGAUUCGGCCAUCAGGAGGAGGUUUGAAAAGCGAAUUUACAUCCCCUUGCCGGAGGAAGCUGCCCGUGCCCAGAUGUUCCGGUUGCAUCUGGGGAGCACUCCCCACAACCUCACGGAUGCAAACAUCCACGAGCUGGCCCGGAAGACGGAAGGCUACUCGGGUGCGGACAUCAGCAUCAUCGUGCGGGACUCCCUCAUGCAGCCCGUGAGGAAGGUGCAGUCAGCCACACACUUCAAAAAGGUCUGUGGCCCCUCCCGUACCAACCCCAGCGUGAUGAUCGAUGACCUCCUAACCCCAUGCUCACCAGGGGACCCAGGAGCCAUGGAGAUGACGUGGAUGGAUGUCCCUGGGGACAAACUCUUAGAGCCUGUGGUUUGCAUGUCGGACAUGCUGCGGUCUCUGGCCACCACCCGGCCCACGGUGAAUGCAGACGACCUCCUGAAAGUGAAGAAAUUCUCAGAGGACUUUGGGCAGGAGAGUUAAAAGCUGCUUCACUUGGGCGAUGGUGAAGGUGGGAGGUUGAUGGGGGCAAAUGCAGGCACUCCCUGUGUCAGCAGCCAGACAGGGCUUGUCCCAAAGUCACUACAGAGACCCCUCUGCUGGCUGGCCGCCUGCCAGGGAGCCCGAAGGAAGAGCCUUGCAGCCACAGACACUCCACUGCCCUGGGGCACCCGGUGGACACUGGCUCUUCCUCCUUCCUCCUCUCUUGGAUGCUCACCAGCUCCUUCUGCCCCCCCCCCCUUUUUUCCAUCUUUUGUUCCCCUAAAUUAAUGCUGCUUGGAUUUUCGUCUUGUUUAUAAAUAAAGAUAAAAUCACCUGGAAGUGUCAAGGAGUGGGGGGCGGGGGGAGCAGCCAUGCUGCGAGGUCACCCAGACCUCCAGACAGUUGGCCAGCUCCACUGCCCAUUCCUUUUACACCCAAGUUUUGCUCACUGAGAGCAAAUUGGCUGAUGUUCCUGCAACCCCAGCCCAAGCUCUGCCUCAAAGACUGAGUGACAUAAGCCAUUCCCACCCUCCUAGGUUCACAUCCAGGGCUGUGUCUUCCUUGGGGGAGGAGAUGGUGUCGUUCAGAUCAGGGGAAGGCAGUCAGGCGGGUGUUCACUGCCUUUUCUUCCUGAGUGUGAGAACACUGAACCCAGCCACUGCCCCCGGGUCCCUGUCCUGGAAAUGGUCUAAUAAAUCCUUUUCCCUUCUUGAGCCACCC
Messenger RNA from Piliocolobus tephrosceles (Ugandan red Colobus), 2219 nucleotides. It is a transcript of the gene VPS4A, whose product is annotated as vacuolar protein sorting 4 homolog A. The record is from RefSeq and is a predicted model, not a curated record. NCBI's taxonomy places the organism in Eukaryota, Metazoa, Chordata, Mammalia, Primates, Cercopithecidae. Bases 186 to 1499 code for a protein of 437 amino acids. The transcript is spliced from 11 exons. Gene Ontology annotation, biological process: vacuole organization; endosomal transport. Gene Ontology annotation, molecular function: ATP hydrolysis activity; ATP binding.